This is a messenger RNA of Vigna umbellata (rice bean), 1055 nucleotides long. RefSeq lists its product as uncharacterized. NCBI's taxonomy places the organism in Eukaryota, Viridiplantae, Streptophyta, Magnoliopsida, Fabales, Fabaceae. The record is from RefSeq and is a predicted model, not a curated record. Gene Ontology annotation, biological process: root development; shoot system development.
AUAUCAAUUAUAUAUACAUAUAUCCCUUGAGGAAAAAUGGCGUCCUCUCCCUUGAACCCAAAAUCCCAUUCUCAUGGCCGCUCAAGUAGCUUGCCCUCUAGAUCACACCCUCUCAUUCUAGAAUGCAAUGAGCACUUGGACAGCUUAAGGGCUUCCAAAGCAGCCACCUUUUCCUCAUUGUUUCUUUGCCAAAACAUAAAAUGCUUGCAAGAUCUGAUAGAGUGUGUUGAAAAAUUGACCCAUCUUCCCCUCACGCAAGAUGUCCUUCUCCACGAGCGUGAAGAGAAUUGGGUAGAUGAGGUUUUAGAUGGAUCCUUAAGGCUCUUAGAUGUGUGUAGUGCCGCCAAAGAUGCUUUACUGCACACAAAAGAAUGCACACGUGAGCUUCAUUCCAUCAUAAGAAGGAAGAGGGGUGGUGAAGCAAAGUUGGCAGCAGAAGCUAAGAAAUUCUUGACAUCUAGAAAGGUGGUGAAAAAGGCCAUCUCCAAAGCCUUGGCAAAUUUGAACGGCACUUCAAAGACUUGCAACAUCUCAUCCACAUCAGACAAAGACCACCAAACAGUGUCUUUGAUUACCUUAUUACAAGACACAGAAGUGGCAACACUAUCAACGUUUCAGACACUGUUGCAAUAUAUCUCAGGGUCAACACAAGCAAAGUCAAACAGCUGGCUUUCAAUUUCGAAGCUAAUUCAGCCAAAGAGAGUGGGUUGCUCGCAAGUGGCAGAUGAAAAUGAAUUUGCACAAGUGGAUGCAGCAUUGCACUCCUUCGUAUUUGCCAAGACAUCCAAAUUUGAAGAAACAAACAAUCUGCAAAGCCACUUGGAGAAAAUGGAGUCGUGCAUUCAAGACUUUGAAGAAGGACUCGAGUUUUUAUUUAGGCGACUUAUCAAAAUAAGAGUCUCCCUUCUUAAUGUCCUUAACCAAUAGACCAACUUACCUGGGACUGGAUUUUUGUACUCAUCCACACAGUUACAUUUGUACAUUCAAAUCAUACAUGUAUAUGCCUACUGAUAUAAUGAACUGAAAAUCUUUCUGAAAUUUUGUUGUUAUCUCUU